Hevea brasiliensis (rubber tree) is the source of this 2381-nucleotide messenger RNA. RefSeq names its product zinc finger CCCH domain-containing protein 32. The transcript has 7 exons. Lineage: Eukaryota; Viridiplantae; Streptophyta; Magnoliopsida; Malpighiales; Euphorbiaceae. Gene Ontology annotation, molecular function: metal ion binding; mRNA binding. The coding region runs from base 322 to 1713 and encodes 463 amino acids. The record is from RefSeq and is a predicted model, not a curated record.
AGAGAAAAAAAUGAGUACAGAGAGAGAAAGAGUAGAAAAGCAGACUUCGUCUGACCGUCCAGUCUUUAGAGAGAGAGAGAGAGAGAGAGAGAGAAAAAGGGAUUGGAGAGAGAAAGCACAAACUCCAUUACUCUAUCCGGCGUCUCAAAUAUCAAAUCUCGUCUUCCUCGCUUAGAUUAGUGUAUUGUCUUCACUCGAUCGAGCUUUGCCGGUCUUUUUAGAACAUUCUGUAACAGUAUCUGUAGAACGUUUCCUUAUUGGUUUUCUUGUAAAGUGUACAGAAUCCUUUUCCCCACCCCCCAAAAAGAAAACCCCGUUUCGAUGGAGCUGUACGGUCGGAACCAAGCAAUGAAUGGGUCACAAUCGGGUCAGCAACUCGAAUGGAGCCCCGCGGGAGGCGAAACCGGGCUAGAAGAAUCGAUGUGGCGAUUGGGGCUUGCUAGCAGUGAAUCAUAUCCGGAGCGGCCCGGCGCGCCCGACUGUGUGUACUAUAUGCGAACAGGGUUUUGUGGAUAUGGUAGCAGGUGCCGCUAUAAUCACCCUCGCAGUCGCGCUGGGGUUGAGGCAGCUGUAAGAGCUACUGGGGAGUACCCAGAACGUGUGGGAGAACCCCCUUGUCAGUUUUAUUUGAAGACUGGAACCUGUAAAUUUGGAGCAUCUUGCAAGUUCCAUCAUCCGAAGCAUGGAGGUGGAUCCUUGAGCCAUGUUCCUCUAAAUACACAUGGAUACCCAUUACGACCGGGUGAAAAAGAAUGCUCCUACUAUUUGAAAACGGGGCAGUGCAAAUUUGGUUUAACUUGUAAAUUCCAUCAUCCUCAACCAGCUGGCACAUCAAUGCCAGAAUCUGCACCCCAGUUUUAUCAGCCGGUGCAGUCACCUUCUAUUACUAUACCUGACCAAUAUGGGGGGGCAUCCACCAGCUUGAGGGUGAGGCCUCCAAUAUUACCUGGUUCAUAUGUGCAAGGGGCUUAUGGUCCUGUGCUGUUUCCCCCUGGAGUGGUUCCUUUUCCUGGUUGGAGUCCUUACUCGGCACCUGUAAGUCCUGUUCCUUCUCCUGGUGCACAGCCAGCAGUUGGGGCAACUUCUCUGUAUGGCAUAACACAAUUAUCUUCUUCAGCACCUGCAGCCGGACCUUAUCCCUCACCCUCUUCUGCUGCUGGCCUUUCAAUUGGUAUCCAGAAGGAACAACCUUUUCCAGAGAGACCUGGAGAACCUGAGUGCCAGUACUACCUGAGGACUGGAGACUGUAAAUUUGGAUCAUCUUGUAGAUAUCAUCACCCUAGGGAUCGGGUUAUGCCAAGAACAAAUUGUGUCCUCAGCCCGCUUGGUCUUCCUUUACGUCCAGGAGUUCAGCCUUGUACCUUCUACUUGCGAAAUGGGAACUGCAAAUUUGGAGCCACAUGCAAAUUUGAUCACCCAAUGGGAUCAAUGAGAUAUAGUCCAUCAGCAUCAUCUCUCAUUGAUAUGCCAGUUGCUCCAUAUCCAGUUGGGUCUUUGCUUGCUACUUUGGCCCCUUCAUCCUCUUCUUCUGAAUUGCUACCUGAACUGAUUGGAGUGACGAAAAAGGAUCCUUAUUUGAGCAGAAUUCCUUCCUCUGGAAACACAUCAAGCAGCUCAGUUGGGUUGAUUUUCUCCCAGACUGGGUCUGUUUCACUUUCCGAGUUGCAACAUUCAAGUACAAGACAAGUUGGUGAGGUUCGUCGAUCAAGUUGAUGUAAAACGCUAAAAGUUAUCAUUCAUUAACUAGUGCAUGUGAUUUCAUUGCUCCAUGGAAAGUUCUAUCAUCCAAUCUGGUUUAAGCUCAUACUAGGACUGAUUGUCUUUAUGCUCAUACCAUCCAUCUAUUAUCUCAAAUAAGCUUCAGUAGCAAUCACCGUAUGAACUUCUCUACAAAGCUUCGGAAUAAUUUCAGUGUAUCAGGUCAGCCUACAACCCUCUCUUUAUUGGGUCUUCUGUAUACUUGAUUGAUUCAAAUCAUUUUUUGUGCUGGAAAGAAUUAGAAACCCCCACUUACUAGUCAGUGCUCUCUCUCUCUCUCUCUCUCUCUCUCUCUCACCCUCCCUCAAAACUUGGGACAAUCUACCAGUUUUGUAAUUUUAGAGUUUACUAUUUGGUAUCAGAGGAGUUGGAAGGUGUUUAUUAUGCCCCCUUUUUCGAGGGCAAUUAUGGGGAACGUUUUGAAGACUACAAGUAGGUAUGUUAUUGAAGCCAAAAUUUGACAGCAAGAUGCAUCAACUGUGAAGCUCUUCAUGUUUAGUGGAAGGACGCAGAUGUCCUUUGAUUGUAAAAUAUCUUUAUUUGUGUGCAUUGUUUUAAGUUAUAUGAAACACUGCUGAAACUUUAGAAUUGCCUUUAUUGUGAACAAGAUUGCCGUUGUAGUU